Messenger RNA from Neoarthrinium moseri, 1020 nucleotides. RefSeq lists its product as uncharacterized. Gene Ontology annotation, biological process: fructose 1,6-bisphosphate metabolic process; fructose 6-phosphate metabolic process; fructose metabolic process. Bases 1 to 1020 code for a protein of 339 amino acids. The record is from RefSeq and is a predicted model, not a curated record. The transcript has a single exon. Gene Ontology annotation, molecular function: fructose 1,6-bisphosphate 1-phosphatase activity. Gene Ontology annotation, cellular component: cytoplasm. NCBI's taxonomy places the organism in Eukaryota, Fungi, Ascomycota, Sordariomycetes, Amphisphaeriales, Apiosporaceae.
AUGUCAAGCGAUUCAGCUUCCGGGGUGGCACCCACCGAAUUCCUCGCUUUUCUUCGAUCUGUGGUUCCAUUGGAGAGUCAUGAAGCGCUGUGCAAUUCGGUACUCCCCGCGAUUAUCGACAGUAUCGCCGACAUCGCGAAGAUACUGAAGUCAUCGCACAAGGUUGCACUCGCUGGAAGCGCAAAUGCCUUUGGCGAUGACCAAUUGAACGUCGACGUCUCUGCGGAGAAUGCUGUUCGUGCGGCCGUCGCCAAGUGCCCUGCGGUUGUCACCGCUAGCAGUGAGGAGGACCCUAUUGAGAAGCCCGCUCGUGAGUCUGGGAAUAUCCCGGCUCAAGGAACCCAGAGCGAGAAGUAUACUGUCGCCUUCGACCCUCUGGACGGCAGUUCUAUCAUCGCCCCGAACUGGACAGUAGGCACCAUCGUCGGUAUCUGGGAAGGCCAGACCGCGUUACACCAGGCACCCGCAGAGAAACAGGUCGCGGCUGUUCUCGGCGUCCUAGGGCCUCGAACAACAGCUAUCGUCGCCGUUCGUGUGCCUGGUACCGAGGGUAUAUGCUUUGAGAUUGGAAUUGGCGAGCUCGGCGCUAAAGACUCAGAGAUCGUCCGGCCCAGUGUUCGCCUCCUGCAGCCACCUUUCAAGACUAGGUACUUCGCUCCGGCGAACUUGCGCGCAGCAGCAGAGGACCAGAGGUACGCCGACCUGUUCAACCACUUUAUUCAACAGAAGUACACGUUGCGGUACAGUGGUGGCUUGGUGCCCGAUGUUGUACACGCGCUGGUCAAGGGUCAUGGUCUUUACAUAUCCCCCGUCACUAGCGCCAGCAAAGCGAAGUUGCGGCGUCUUUACGAGUUGUUUCCGAUUGCGCUGAUUAUCGAAUGCGCUGGCGGUAAGGCAAUCGAUCCAGCGGACGGCAGUGACAUUUUGCAGCGUCCAGCGAAGGACACCGAUGAGAGGGCUGGGUUGGUCUGCGGGACGGCUGAGGAGGUUGAGCUUGCCAAAAAGUCACUUCUGCAGUGA